UUUAAAGCCGUCGAUGGCACGCGGUGCCUCCUCACUUCCUGGUUGAAGAUGGCGGAUGAGAAUGAGACAGCACCGAUGCCGGAGAAAGAAGAUGUAGAGGACCACGGACACUGCAGCGACUGUGAAAAUGAAGAUCACCACUUUGACGACGGUGACAGAGGUCUGGGUGACGACACUGGCGCUAAGAAGAAGAAAAAGAAGCAGAAAAAGAAGAAGAAAUCUGGUGCCACAGAAGCAGUUCAGGACCCCCUUGCCAAGGUGAAUUCGUUGCCCGCUGAUAAACUACAGGAGAUCCAAAAGGCCAUUGAACUGUUCUCUGUAGGCCAAGGCCCUGCCAAAACCAUGGAAGAGGCAACUCGGAGGAGUUACCAGUUUUGGGACACACAGCCCGUGCCCAAGCUAGGGGAGACCGUGACAUCGCAUGGCUCCAUUGAACCUGACAAAGACAACAUUCGUGAAGAGCCAUACAGCCUCCCACAGGGCUUCAGCUGGGACACCCUCGACUUGGGGAACCCUGCUGUGCUGAAGGAGCUUUACACGCUUCUGAAUGAGAAUUAUGUUGAAGAUGAUGACAACAUGUUCCGAUUUGACUACUCCCCUGAAUUCCUGCUCUGGGCCCUGCGACCCCCUGGCUGGUUGCCCCAGUGGCAUUGUGGGGUGAGAGUUAACUCCAACCAGAAGCUGGUAGGCUUCAUCAGUGCCAUUCCUGCUUCCAUCUGUAUCUACGACAUCGAAAAGAAAAUGGUUGAGAUCAAUUUCCUCUGCGUCCACAAGAAGCUUCGCUCCAAACGAGUUGCCCCAGUCCUGAUAAGAGAAAUCACCAGACGGGUCAACCUGCAGGGGAUCUUUCAGGCUGUCUACACUGCUGGAGUGGUGCUGCCCAAACCUGUGGGCACAUGCAGGUACUGGCACCGCUCUUUGAACCCACGCAAAUUAAUCGAGGUGAAGUUCUCCCACCUGAGCAGGAACAUGACUAUGCAGCGCACCAUGAAGUUGUACCGCCUGCCUGAGGCUCCUAAGACUCAAGGUCUGCGGCCGAUGACCAAGAAGGAUGUGCCGGUGGUGCAUCGCCUCCUGCGUGAAUACCUGAGCCAGUUCAACCUGGCGCCUGCCAUGAACCAGGAAGAGGUGGAACACUGGCUGCUGCCCCGGGAGAAUAUUAUUGACACUUACCUGGUGGAGAACAAUGGUAAGGUGACUGACUUCCUGAGUUUCUACACACUGCCAUCUACCAUUAUGAACCACCCUGUGCACCGCAGUCUAAAAGCGGCAUACUCCUUCUACAAUGUGCACACCACCACCCCCCUGCUGGACUUGAUGUCUGAUGCCCUCAUCCUGGCCAAAUCGAAAGGGUUUGACGUCUUCAAUGCACUGGAUCUAAUGGAAAACAAGACAUUUUUGGAGAAGCUUAAGUUCGGCAUCGGUGAUGGAAAUCUACAGUAUUACCUGUACAAUUGGAAGUGUCCCAGCAUGGGUUCAGAAAAGGUUGGGUUGGUGCUGCAGUGACAUCCCUUUACGCCACACACACACAAGUGUCACCAACAGGCCAGGAGACCGCACCAUCGCACUGACCACCUGACGGAUGGACUGACUUCCUGCUUCAGGAACUGAAAACCCACCGCCCAUUUUUACUUUUUUGACCUUUUGAACUUUGAUCUGCACUACCGCUGCCAGGCGGGGAGGCAGGGAGAGUCUUCAUGCUCUUCCUUCUCCCUCGAUCACAUGGACCUUAAGCCAAUGUAGUUACCAUCCCAAACAACUGUAUUUCAUCUGAGAGCUGUCUUGAUUGUACCAAACACACACAUACACAAGAACAGUUUGCACAAAUACCAAACACUCACUGUUGGCAUACCUACAAAAACAUACAAUACAUGUAAAUAAUAUCAAACAUUACUGCGGAUUAUGCCCUAACACAUACAAACUAGAACAUACGGUUUUAUUUUAUUCCUAAACGUUGGAAGUGCUUUUUGCAAUUAAAAUAAAUCUGUCAUCCUUCAGUUUUAGAGAUAAACAAAAAUGAAAAAUCAAAAUGAUGAAAAAAUAUUUUAAAGAGGAAAAGGUUAAAAAAGGUGAGGUAAUAAAUACCAAAAGUGGACACCAGAUAAGGGCUUCUGUUAAGAUUUCUCUUGUCAUGCUUGACCCUGUGUCUCUUUUUAAAAAAACAAAAAAAAAAAAAACAAAAAGAAAAUUUUCAUCAGACCCUUUGUUCUGUCAAUCAUUAUGGAGUUGUUUUAGCACUGCUUGAAUAUUUUUAUGCCAGAGUUGGCAUUCGUCUUAUGGAGUUUGUCUCAUCUGUCAUGACCCUCCUCCCCAGUUUACUGCACUAACAGAAGACUGAUUACAAUGGAGCAGCUCAGUUGGAAACAAAAAAAAAAUCAGAAUGGUUGCAGACGAGAACACAUUUCGUCAGCAGGGAUCAGAUUUUUAAUGACACCUCUUGAUUAAACUGUGUCCGUUUCAAUGUCCACCCUUAUGCUCUCUCAGGCUGGAAAGGUCUGCAAACACUUCAGUUGAGGUGGGAAAUGUGCCUGAGCGUUAUUUUGAAGACUUGUUGAGUUCAGGAUUCUGACUUUGCUUGAGGGAAUCAGGUGUUGAAAAUAAUCAUGAACAUUAAUAUAAUAAAAUAGAAAAGCUGAUAGAUCUAGCAAAAGUUUAAAUGCACACGGCACCUCCUGUGUUUAGUUCUUUGCUGUAUAAAGGCAUGAUCAUGGUUUGUAUCUGUCUCAUUCAAUGAAAUAACAUCACUUAUAUUAUGCUUUUAUAAGCUUUAUUUAAAAAGUGACAACACAAUAUUAUUAACCUACGUAAUAUGAAAUAUGAGCAUUGCUGGUAGCAUUUCACCUCAAUACAGCAUUUAGAGCUCUACCCUGAUCAUGCAGGUGACAUCAGUGAAGGUAUGUGAGGGUGGAUGUUGGAACGGGGCCCAUGGACUUCCAGGACGUUGUGCAGGGUUGGUGGCGAUGAUGACUGGGGAAAAUGCCCCACUUAAAGUGUUUCUUAUGUAAGAUGUUGGUUCUAUUUGCAAACUGAUGUAAAACAAUAGUGGCUCUCAUGGUAUUAUGAUGCAGGAAAAGACUGUGAAGAUGCAGGUGAAGUUUCCUUUUUUUUUUUUUUUUUUUUGGAGCAAAAAAAUAAAAUCUAGAAGUUGCUGUGAGGUUCUGUCAAAGGAUUUUUUUUAUGUUCACACAAAUUAAACUCCAUCAAAUCAAGGCGGCAACUUAUGUAGUUACAGUAAAUCACUGGCAACAAAUCUUAACUCAAGGUCCACCUGCUACAUCUUUCAUGAGUUUUAAACCGGAGCUAAGGUAAAGAAUUUCUGAACUGCAGCAAAAUUCUUGUGGUUCAACUGGCAAAUUUUGUUGACAAUAUUACUCCAGAUGAUGAACUGACAGGGUGUUUGGAAAGGCUCCCUGCCUUAUCAGAUGAAUAGUUUACAUAUACCCAUACAAAGAGGUAUUGCUGUUUUUGUGUACAUACAGUACAACUACUAACACCACUGACUAAUAAUUCUGUACAUCUCUACAUUUUAAACUAAAUAAAGAAUUAACAUCAA
Micropterus dolomieu (smallmouth bass) is the source of this 3553-nucleotide messenger RNA. It is a transcript of the gene nmt1a, whose product is annotated as N-myristoyltransferase 1a. Gene Ontology annotation, biological process: N-terminal peptidyl-glycine N-myristoylation. The transcript has 12 exons. Gene Ontology annotation, molecular function: glycylpeptide N-tetradecanoyltransferase activity. Lineage: Eukaryota; Metazoa; Chordata; Actinopteri; Centrarchiformes; Centrarchidae. Bases 49 to 1506 code for a protein of 485 amino acids. The record is from RefSeq and is a predicted model, not a curated record. Gene Ontology annotation, cellular component: cytoplasm.